Messenger RNA from Hippopotamus amphibius kiboko, 2188 nucleotides. It is a transcript of the gene GORAB, whose product is annotated as golgin, RAB6 interacting. NCBI's taxonomy places the organism in Eukaryota, Metazoa, Chordata, Mammalia, Artiodactyla, Hippopotamidae. Bases 193 to 1281 code for a protein of 362 amino acids. The record is from RefSeq and is a predicted model, not a curated record. The transcript has 6 exons. Gene Ontology annotation, biological process: non-motile cilium assembly.
GGCGUCCUAGGCGUGCUGGCGAGCCGAGGCGGAUGGCGCAAGGUUGGGCCGGCUUCUCUGAGGAGGAACUGAGGCGACUAAAGCAGACUAAAGUUCUGUAUGGUGAUCCUGGUGCACACCACUUGUGGGAGCUGACGCCAUUCGUAGUGCCAUAACUUAUACACUCUGGGAGAAAACUGAAUAAGCUCUACCAUGCCUUUAAUUAGAGUAUGUGAGAAGAUUGGAUGUUGCUCAGAUCCACAGCGGCGUCUUCUCCCUGUGAAGAAAACUCGACAGCAACUUCAGCGAGAAAAAGCCCUUCAAGAGCAAAGCCAAAAACUUGGACUUCAAGAUAAUUCAACCUCAUUACCUCCAGAACAGCUGCUUUCUGCACCGAAACAAAGAUUUAAUGCUCAGAGACCAUGUUCUUCUCCCCCCACUCCCCCUACACUCACCUCUCCUGUUGGUGAUGGAAAACCACAGGGUAUUGAAAGUCAACCAAGGGAACUGGGACUUAAGAAUUCCCAUGAAGAUUACAAAAAUGCUGAGGUUCUACCUCCAAAACCAGAUUGCAAAUUGGAAAAAAAGAAAGUGGAAUUGCAAGAAAAAUCUCGCUGGGAAGUCCUCCAACAAGAACAGCGGCUAAUGGAAGAGAAAAAUAAACGUAAGAAAGCUCUUUUGGCUAAAGCUAUUGCAGAAAGAUCUAAAAGAACUCAGGCAGAAACCAUGAAACUGAAGAGGAUCCAGAAAGAGUUACAGGCUUUAGAUGACAUGGUGUCAGCUGAUAUUGGAAUCCUCAGGAACCGGAUUGAUCAGGCCAGCCUUGACUAUUCAUAUGCUCGGAAGCGGUUUCACAGGGCUGAAGCAGAGUAUGUUACCGCAAAGCUAGAUCUACAGCGCAAGACUGAGCUGAAAGAGCAACUCACUGAACACCUUUGUACGAUCAUACAGCAAAAUGAGCUCCGCAAGGCCAAGAAGUUGGAGGAGUUGAUGCAACAACUGGAUGUGCAUGCCGAUGAGGAGACUUUGGAGCUCGAGGUGGAGGUGGAGAGACUGCUGCGUGAACAAGAAGCGGAAGCAGGGAAACAAGUGGUUCAUUUAGAGAGGCCGUUUCAGCCUUCUGGGGAGAGUAUGACCUUAGGGUGUGCUGAAGAGAACAAAAACCAUCAAGACCAGGCUGCUUCCCCAGAGGUAGACGAACAGUAUGGAAAAUCCAACAGCAUUGCCUUUCUUGAUCCAGACCAGCCAAAUCAAGAAGUUGAAACUACUGUAAAAGACAUUUCAGCUGCUCUGGUCACAUGAGGUGCCAGUGAUUGUUCUUUACAACUAAUAAGGUAUUCAGUAAAGUAGACUUUCUGUUGUAGGCUAUGCCAUGACCUUGGAUAAAUGCCUCUUCAAAACACUAUUAAUUUUUAAAUCCAUAAGUUUUAGUGUAACGUUUGAACAUUCUAGAAAAUCUCAGAUUAUGAAAUUUUUUAUAUGGGAGCAUAGUUCACCUUGAUUUUGAUCCAGUUCCUUUAUUAUAGCCUUAUUACUAGGUGAAAACAAGUAAUUUAAAGGGAUAGAAGAAAAAGGAUGUGGUUAAUAGUGCUUUUAGAUCAGGUGAAUACCAAAUAGUAAAGUGAAAAAUGAUACUCAAUACCUAAUUGAACUCAUUUAACUUCUCCUGGGAGAAAUGUUGAGAAUGAGAGUCCUAUUUUAUGUAAUCAGUAAAGAGACACAAAAGCUAACAUGUGAAAAAGAAAGAAUGAGAAACAACUAACAAAUGUAGUAGGGUGAAUUAUCUAUUCGAAUCUCACUACAGUUGUAAAAUACAACUUGGAAGUUGUAGUUUACAAAAAGAACCAGAAAACUUAAACCAACAUCACUUUUGUUUUCAAAUUGCCUUUUAAAUGGCUUUAUUUUACAACUAGUUUUUGAGUUUUGGCUAGUUGAUACACAUGCACACACACACACAUAUAUAUAUAAAUAUACCAUGGUAUAUAAAUAAUUUCACUAUUGAUAUAUUGUCUCUCCUUUAAUCGGCACAUUGAUUAAAUUUAGACAGUGAAAACCCUUCUACAGGCUGAAAAUAAUACAAAAAAUCUUAUUGCUACUUUUGAUUAUCUAAAAAAGGUGAUAUAUUUUCUUUCUUAAAGUUACCUGUAAGAUAUGUGUUUAAUAUGUUGGAUAUAAAUUAUCCUAUGAUAAAACAUUAAAAUUGUUGAAA